Xiphias gladius (swordfish) is the source of this 1284-nucleotide messenger RNA. RefSeq lists its product as uncharacterized. The coding region runs from base 199 to 1284 and encodes 361 amino acids. The transcript has 6 exons. The record is from RefSeq and is a predicted model, not a curated record. NCBI's taxonomy places the organism in Eukaryota, Metazoa, Chordata, Actinopteri, Istiophoriformes, Xiphiidae.
AGCUUGCAGCUGAGGUUGAGUCCAUACUGUUCACAUUGUACUGUGACGGCUCAGGUUGAGAAGGACUCAAUAGAAAGACUCAGGACUUAGAGACAUCGGUAAAAGUUCAGAACAGUUCAUCUUCAUCAUGGCUCGUCAAAAAGGAGGAGGCAAGGGAAAAAAGUAGGCGGUGGGCCGUGUUGGGUAACAGGCAGGAAGAUGAACCAGGCAAAAGGCGAAAGGAGCAGGCAGGAGGCUCAAUCUAAGACCAGGCAGGUCGUCAAUACCAGGAAAAAACAAGAAAAACAGCCAAAAAAGGCGGGAAAGCUACAGCGUGGAAAGCACAAUAGGCAAUCUGGCAGGAAAGGAGCGAAAAUGGGCCGGUAUAAAUACUACGACCUGAUUAGGGAGUUGGGAACAGCUGACACAUUCAACAGCAGACAGGUUUUUGUACCAGUCUGUUUCACUGUGAGAGGAAAGUACUACAGCAUCUUCAGCUCUGGAACGAAACUGUAUGUAACAGCUUCAGAUGAGCCGGUAGUGAAGCCCGUGGUGAGCGUGUACCCAGCAGCAUCCAGAGCCCACCUGGAGGGGAAGAGCUCCCUGCUGUGUCUGGCCUCAGACAUGUCUCCUCCUCUGGUCCAGUUCUCCUGGAAAAGACAGAAGCAGGAUGGUCCUCUGGAGGAGCUGCCCCCUGCUGAGGGAGAGCAGCUGGAGCUCACAGGGUCGGGUCGCGCCGUCGCCAUCAGGGUGGUUGACCGGGACGCUUUCUACACAUAUAAAUACCGCUGCUACGUCAGGCACGAGGGGGGCACAGUGGCGGCCCAGACAGAACAAGUUGCAGUUAAAAUUUUGAGAGACCCUGGUAGGCUACCCGAUGCGGGGUAUGGACGGGCCUUCAACAGUCCCUGCAGAACCGGCACAGGUUCCACGUUGCCAGUGUUCUGGACCCGGUUCCUGCGCGUCAGCCAGAUGGCCAGCUUGGCAGAACCAGAUAAAAAGUUCACCACUCUCGAACAGCGUCACCAGCCGAGGACACUGAACAAACAAAUGCUCCAGGGUCUCCGCUUGAGAGCAGAAGAAACACUCCUCCCCCAGCUAAGGAUCCAGGUGCGCUCUGUAUCUGUUCGUAGCUAUCGCCCCGUGUACAACCCUCCACUGGAGGUCUGCUGUCCGCUUUUCAAUGGGCAGCUUGUAGAGGGCCAGCUGCCUUUCGAGGAAGCGCCUGGACCAAAAAACUCAGUCCACCUCGACAACCUCAUCCCCGCUAAAGAGCGCAGGUUCAGAACCUUCAUGCAGAUUUGA